Molecule: messenger RNA, 5313 nt
Organism: Syngnathus acus (greater pipefish)
Lineage: Eukaryota; Metazoa; Chordata; Actinopteri; Syngnathiformes; Syngnathidae
Gene: rfx3
Product: regulatory factor X, 3 (influences HLA class II expression)
Exons: 15
Coding region: 147-2588 (813 amino acids)
Biological process (GO): regulation of transcription by RNA polymerase II
Cellular component (GO): nucleus
Molecular function (GO): RNA polymerase II cis-regulatory region sequence-specific DNA binding; DNA-binding transcription factor activity, RNA polymerase II-specific
Source: RefSeq, a predicted model, not a curated record
GUUUUCUAGCAACUGUUGCCCGGUGAGGCAGCGCCAUAGCCACGGUAGUCGUGGCGACUGUAACCCACCAACAACAAGCUCUCGCUUCAUCAUUACCACCUCCUCCACCAUCCUCAUACUCACCCGCCGCUCCACAAGCAGGCGCCAUGCAGACCCCCGAAGCAGGCGCUGACUCCACCUCCACCGUCCCUAUUCAGACCAGCGUGCCUGUCCAGCCGGCCGGUUCAACCCAGCAGCUGCCUGUCCAGCAACAGGUAACGCCUUCACCGUCACAAAGUUGGUUAACCUCCGAAUCUUUAAUGCCUUUCCAUUGCAUUGCAUUCCAGACGCAGACAGUUCAACAGGUCCAGCAUGUUUACCCAGCGCAGGUGCAGUACGUGGAAGAAAACAGCGGCGUCUACACCAACGGCAACAUAAGAACCUACUCGUACUCGGAGCCGCAGCUAUACAGCCAGAACAGCGGCGGGAGCUACUUUGACACGCAAGGGAGCUCGUCCCAAGUGUCCACGGUGGUCACCGCCCACGGGAUGGCCAAUAACGGCGGCGGCGGGGGGAACGGAGGCAUGAGCAUGGGCCUGGCGGGGGCUCAGGUAAUCGGUAGCGGUUCCGGGGCCUACCUCAUGGACAACGCCGCCGCCCACCCUGCUGCCCAGACUGCACGAGCCUCCCCGGCGACUAUUGAAAUGGCGAUUGAGACGCUCCAAAAAUCGGAGGGUUUAUCCAGUCAGAGAAGCUCGCUGCUCAACAGCCAUCUGCAGUGGCUGCUGGACAACUACGAAACAGCAGAGGGUGUGAGUCUACCGCGAUCCACCCUCUACAAUCACUACCUGCGCCACUGCCAGGAGCAGAAACUGGACCCGGUCAACGCAGCGUCCUUCGGCAAACUCAUUCGCUCCAUCUUCAUGGGACUCCGCACGAGGCGCCUCGGGACGAGGGGGAACUCCAAAUACCAUUACUAUGGUAUCCGCGUCAAGCCCGACUCCCCGCUCAACAGACUCCAGGAAGACAUGCAGUAUAUGGCUCUCAGGCAGCAACCCGUUCAGCAGAAACAGAGGUUCAAACCAGUGCCCAAGUUUGACACCAGCCCCACAGAGAACUACUCCAGCGGGGGUCAAAACCAGCCAGGGGCAGCAGAGCAGACAGUCAUCGCACAGAGUCAGCACCACCAGCAGUUCUUGGAUGCAUCACGGGCACUCCCCGACUUUGCGGAGUUGGACCUGGGGCAGAGCAAUCCGGAGAACAUCAGCACUGAGGACGUCAAGGCUCUCCAGUCACUUUACAGGGAGCACUGUGAGGCUAUCCUGGACGUGGUCAUCAACCUGCAGUUUAGUCUCAUUGAGAAGCUUUGGCAAACGUUUUGGCGUUACACUCCGCCCGACACUGUAGAGGGCGCCACUAUAACGGAAAACAGCAGCGUAAGUGAGAUUGAAGCCCGACUCCCGCAGCCGCGGCUGAUGGCGCUGUGCAGACACGAAGCCGUGCUCAAGUGGAUGAGCACCUGCGACCAUCUGAUGUACCAGGCCCUUGUGGAGAUCCUCAUCCCCGAUGUCCUGAGACCCAUUCCCAGUGCCUUGACUCAAGCCAUUCGCAAUUUUGCCAAAAGCCUGGAAAGCUGGCUCAAUAAUGCCAUGAAUGCGAUUCCGCAGAGGAUGAUCCAGACCAAGGUUGCCGCUGUUAGUGCCUUUGCGCAAACCCUACGCAGAUACACAUCUCUGAACCACCUGGCUCAAGCGGCACGCGCCGUGUUGCAAAACACGUCGCAGAUCAACCAGAUGCUAAGCGACCUCAACCGCGUCGACUUUGCCAACGUACAGGAGCAAGCCUCGUGGGUGUGCCAGUGCGAGGAGGGCAUGGUGCAGCACUUGGAGCAGGACUUCAAGGCUACCCUACAGCAGCAAAGCUCUCUGGAGCAGUGGGCGGCCUGGCUGGACAACGUGGUCACGCAAGUACUGAAGCCCUAUGAGCAGCGGCCCAGUUUCCCCAAGGCGGCCCGGCAGUUCCUACUCAAGUGGUCCUUCUACAGUUCGAUGGUCAUUCGGGACCUGACCCUGCGCAGUGCCGCAAGCUUUGGUUCUUUCCACCUGAUCCGCCUGCUCUACGACGAGUACAUGUUCUACCUGGUAGAGCACAGAGUGGCCCAAGCUACCGGAGAGACUCCCAUCGGAGUCAUGGGCGAGGUAUGCCUUGUUUACAUCCGAUUUGGGCAUCAAAUUGCCAAAUUGAUUUCGAGAAGGCUAAAAAAUGCUUUUGUUUUCCAUUUUCAGUUUGACAGCCUGAACAGCCUGUCGCUUACAAACGUCGAUAAAGAUGAAACGAGCGGCAUGGACAGCGAUUUAGACGAGGAGCCCGAGGAAUCCGGGGAACCUCUGGCCAAACGCGAAAAGUCGGAGCACGAGGUGAUCCAGGUGAUCCAGGUGGGCGCCCUGGAGGACGGAUCCCAUCCGGUAGUGGGCGUGGUCCAGCCCAGCAUCCUCCACUCCCUCCCUCAGUCUCCGCGGGACCACAGCGAGCACAUUCUGACCCCCUCGGCCGGCACCCCCACCAUCCGCCACUGCGGCGCUACGGGCAACACCUACGCCUCGGUUUGAUGCCGACGUCCCGUCUCGCUUCGACGACAUAUCCGUCAACCGCCACGUUUACUGUCUUUCUGCACUCGAGUCCGACAACGGAUCGAUGCGGUUUUCCCGUAUCCGUUCUGAAUGCUGCGUCCUCCCUCGAGCCUUUUCAUAAUUUGCUAAAGGAGGAGGACCACAUGAAACACAGGGUCUUACGAAAAUCGACUGUCUACUACUGAUGUCUAGGAGCUCAAACGCGGCCCACUGUAUAUAGAUUUCCUUCUAAUUAGUACAACCCAAAAAACUCAUGGUGCUCUCAUUGUGGUCUGUUAAACUAGAGAACGUUCUCUCAAUGUUUCCCAAUCUUUUACUGAGCCAGGGCAUAUACAGUACACACUAUGAAAAAAAAAGUUUGGGAUAUUCAACUUUUGGGUGAAACUUCAGGAUGAACUUAAAACACUCCCUAACCUGUCCAGGUGAAUUUAAUUUUGAGUAACAUUUUAAUUUAUACAAGUCGCACCCGAGUAUAAGUUGCAGGACCAGCCAAACUUAAAAAAGUGACUGUCAUGUCAAUUUGCAAUUCUUCUGCCUGACAUUCAGAUAAAAGUUGUUGUUUUUUCCAUCCAUAAUUAUCAAAACAUUAUCUGAAACUUAAUUUCCCGCGGCACGCUGCGUUUGGGAAUCACUGAGUUAUCGUGACUGACUAUUUUCAGAGGAUUGUAUGUAGCCGUACGUGCGGAGUUUGACCAGCGGUAGCCUUUGUAUCACUAGCUGCAUCGUCAAGAUUUUUCACCCCCAAUGUGAGACGGACCCCCUCCACGAGGAAUAUGUGCGCUGCUGCUACUCCUGUAAAUAGAAGCGAUACCAUUAGGUUGUACAAACCCCAACAUCCUUACCGCUAAACUAUUAUGCACUCGGAACGUAAACGUUUGCCUUUGUCCAUGUAAUCAUGAAAUCAGCCUUUUGGACACAUAACCCCCCGCACCCUGACCCCCGUCCGUUCCUCUUUUUAGCAGUUUUCUGUCUCAAUCAAAUCUCUCGCAAAAAGGACCAAAAAAAAAAAAAAAGUAAACAAGAGGUAACUGAGGGAGAGCCAAUCGUUGUGCCAUGUCACAGAGCAGAAGGAAUGUCAGGGAUUUAAUGUACCUCGGCUUUAUCACAGUGCCUUAUCCUAACAUGCAGCUCUUCUUCGAGUGCACACACACACACACACACACACCAUCCAGCCACCCGCUUUUAUUUUUAUUCCCCUCCAUUUUAGUUUGGCGCCUCCCUGUCCACAGAGAAGUCUUUUGGAUUUGGGCCGUAUUGACUGAGGGGAUGCCGCCACUUUUGCUUUGGUCCGGAUUAGCGCGGCUAAGCUUUUUAAUUCUCUCAAUCGCAUCACACUGUUUAGCCUUUCGCUCCUAUUCCGGCUCAGUUUGCCAGGCCUGCUCCUGCCCUCCCUCGCUCCUGUUCCUGCUAUCUUUUGGGGUAUAUCACAAGGAUUUGGACAAAAAAACGAAAAAUGAUUCCAUUCAUUUGGAUAAUAGAGGACACCUCAACCUCCCGCUGCGCUCUAUCGGCAUUCACCACCUCUCCGCUUGUCCUCACAACUGCUUGUGCUUUUAUUUCUCUCUCCCACUCUGCCUUGUUGUUGUUCUGUUUUUGUUUUUUUACCUGCGUGUUGUUGGAACACAUCCAUCAGUCACCCUACCUCAAGCCAGUGGUGCCAGCCCCCCUACACUCCUUUCACACCUGCAGCACUGUCUGUCCAAACCUUAUUGCACACGCUCAAAAAAGAAAAAAAAAAUGUUGCCUACUGUACCGCACAGAGGGGGAAAAACCUGCUUUUUGCUUUUCUCGCACAUUUUCAUUUCCGUUUUUACGCCCAACAAACACCCUCGGAACCCAAACCCCUCCCCACUUCAUCUUUGUACACUACGGACCAAAAGUAGAUAUUUUCUGAUAUUCAAAGAGAUAUAUAAAUAAUAUAGAUCGAAAUGUAUAGUCUAUAUAUAAAUAUAUAAAUACAAUGCUUCUACACUACAUAUACGUGUUGCUUUCUGAUUGUGGACGUAGCUGUGUGAAGUGGACUGAAAAGGGGGAAAAAAAAAAAGGCACGUGGACUGUACCAUCUAUACUUGAACUGUUAAAAGCGGCGUAUGUUGUGGACAUUACUGAGAUUAAGCCUCCUUAUUUUGGUUUGGACCACUUCUUUGUAUUCAUGUUUAUUUAUUGAUAUUUAUUACAUUUGACCGCGGUACAGUUAAGGAACGAUACGCCCACUAAAGUGCAAAACUACUGUAUAGAAAGUCUCGGCGUGAUGACCUUUGUUGAUUUGUUUUUGUUGAAAACUGCUGUAAUUGGUUGAAAGGUGAGAUUUGCAGAGGAUAAGGCUGUACUGGAUCUUUGCCUUACGCUAAAGGUUUGGAAGGGGGGGGGGGGUCUGUUGUAUAAAUCCACAACACGUCGAUGGUAAAUUUGUAUUUGUGCCUGUCAUGAGGAGAAAAAAAAAAAGGCUUUGCUUUCUUCAAAUCGUAUAGUUGUGCUUUAGGAGCAUCAAGUGCUUUCUGGUCUGUGCUGCUAGAAACUUUUUUUUUUUCUUAAUAUUUAGUGCCAGACAGUGAUUUUUUAUUUUUUUUUUUUACGCUAAAGCUGCCAACACUAUUUUUGUAUGUUUUUGUGUUGCGUUUAAAAAUGUUUUUGUUGGAGCUAAAUAUUCCCAAGCAGAACACACGUAAGCUCUUUCUUAAAAAAGAAAAAAAGAAUAAAAAAA